Molecule: messenger RNA, 2670 nt
Organism: Metarhizium album ARSEF 1941
Lineage: Eukaryota; Fungi; Ascomycota; Sordariomycetes; Hypocreales; Clavicipitaceae
Product: Post Meiotic Segregation 2
Exons: 4
Coding region: 1-2670 (889 amino acids)
Biological process (GO): mismatch repair
Cellular component (GO): MutLalpha complex
Molecular function (GO): ATP hydrolysis activity; ATP-dependent DNA damage sensor activity; mismatched DNA binding
Source: RefSeq, a predicted model, not a curated record
AUGGCAGCUACAAUCAAACCCAUCGAGGGACGAAGUGUCAUUGUAGACCUAUGUUCUGUCGUAAAGGAGUUAGUAGAAAACAGCCUUGAUGCCGGGGCCAACGUUAUAGAUGUGCGCUUCAAAAACCAAGGCCUGGAUUUGAUUGAAGUACAAGACAACGGCUCGGGCAUAUGCCCUGCCAAUUAUCCUUCUAUUGCCUUAAAGCACCAUACAUCGAAACUAUCCUCAUACUCUGAUAUUGCCUCCUUGACGACUUUUGGAUUCAGAGGGGAGGCUCUAGCAUCUUUAUGUGCUCUGUCGGUGGUAACAAUCACCACUUGCCUUGAAUCCGACGUUCCGAAGGGCUGCAAACUCGACUUCGAAAUCUCGGGCAAACUCGCAAGCACAACAGUGGUAGCAUCCCAGAAAGGAACUACAGUGUCGGUUGAAAAGCUGUUUCACAAUUUGCCUGUGCGUCGACGGGAGCUAGAGCGCAAUAUAAAAAGAGAAUGGCAUAAAGUCAUUGCCUUACUGAAUCAAUACGCUUGCAUUCAGACCAAUCUCAAAUUCUCUGUAUUUCAGCAGCCUACGAAGGGGAAGCGCAUCCUAUUAUUUUCCACCAAAAAUAACCCCACUACUCGUGAGAAUAUUAUCAAUAUAUUCGGGUCCAAGGCUAUGUCUACUCUCGUCUCCUUGGAUCUUCUGCUAGAAAUGCACUCACCAAAUGCCGGUCGAGACUUGCGGGGGAUCCUUCAAAUCGAUAAAGAGUCCAGGCAGGUGCGCGUCCUCGGCCAUGUUUCACGUCCAAUGCACGAGGACGGCAAACAAGCACCAGAUCGGCAGAUGUUCUUCGUUAACGGAAGACCCUGUUGCCUACCACAAUUUGCCAAGACAUUUAAUGAAGUUUAUAAAAACUACAAUAUGUCUCGGUCACCAUUCAUCUUCGCCAAUAUUCAGCUCGACACAAAUACAUAUGAUGUGAACGUCAGUCCUGACAAGAGGAGCAUCCUUCUUCAUGAUCAGAGUAUGUUGCUCGAUCGUCUUCGAUCAUCUCUGGUGAGCCUGUUCGACAGUCAUGAGUAUCAACUGCCUACAACUCAAAGUCUCGCCCCAGAGACCCGAAGCAAUCCAGUGUCUGUCGGUACGGAUAUGCAGUCAGUAUCUCUAUUUAGAGAAAACCGUCUUCGUGUCUCCAAACCCGAGCUUUCCACGGUUUCUCAUGGCGAACAAGAUAGUCACUCCCGAUCUAAACUCAACGCUGACCUAACAAAGGAGAAGUCAUCAGGAGUGGCAAUACAGAAAGCGCAGAGCUCCUCAGAGGGGAGAGCAAGAACCAAUAUCACAUCAGGAUCUCUUACCACAUGGCUUGAGAAUGUUGCGAACCCACCGUCAAUUUCGAACUCCGCUGAUCGAAAUGCACAUUUCGAAAGGAACCAGCCUAACAUAAGUUCACUUACCUCUAAUCGAAGGCCAGCAUUGAACGACUCAGAUACGGAGGGGCCCCCGCAAAGCGAAUCCACGAGGAGCGUAUUUGCCGAGGCCGAUACAGUUCCAAAGAAAGGAGUGGUGGAGGACCACGGAACCAAUUCCCACAACGUCAGUGAAGGCUUAUUGGAUUCAAGAAGUCCAGCAGCACCCUCUCGGAAUGCGAACUCUGGAGUAACAUCACCAUCUUCCGGUCACACAAAUGAACAUGGCGAAUCUGUGCGGCUUGGCCUGGAGAAGAGGCGGCACGAGGGAGUGGCACCGCAAACUCCAGAAAAAUCAUAUUCUUCUCACCCGCAAAUAUCAAAUCGCACUACAGAAUUGUCGGAUUUUUGUGAACUUCAAGGUGGAAUUGCCCAACUGACUUAUACAUCCGAACCCAACAAUGCUGGAGAUGCCAUACUUGGCGACAGCUUUCAUUCCCAGGAAAUGGCCAAAGGCAUUACGGACAACCUACAAGACGCUAGACUUGUAGUGUCAAGCUCCAGCAAACCACAAACUAAUGAAGACAAGCCCAUUCGCCAAUUUAUUUCUCACCAAAAUGAUAAAGAUAACGUGGCUCAAGGGGAUAACAAUGAGAGCCCUGGUAGACUUUCAAGUCGUAGAACCAGAGUGCUGGAAGCUGGGCUCCGCAACAAGUUUGCGACAGUCCAACAUUCGCAAAUCAUACGAGCAACUGAAAUCACGUUGGCGUCCCUUUCCCGCUCUUUGUUGGCAUCUUUGGUUGAAAAUAUUCCAGGCUCAGUUGAGGAGAGGGUAGCAGAUAUCACUGCUCCAGACGCCGAAUCAAAGCUUCCCCUGAUUAUAGCGAAAGAUGACUUUUCGAAGAUGAGAGUGGUUGGUCAAUUCAAUUUAGGGUUCAUCAUCGCAGUGCGCCCGAAAUCUCACUGGCAUGCAUGUCAUGAGAUUGGUGACACGGAUGAGCUCUUUAUAAUCGAUCAACAUGCUUCGGACGAAAAAUUUAAUUUUGAACGACUACAAGCGGAUACCGUGAUUCAGUCACAGCGACUUGUCUACCCCAAAACGCUCCAACUGACGGCCCUAGAGGAGGAAGUUGUUCUCGAGAACCUACCAGCCCUGGAGGCCAACGGUUUCAAGAUUCAAGUUGAUUCCACAGGAGCCUCGAUCACGACACAUUCCCAGACCAUCGAGAGUGCGGAAAAUGUUCGCAAUGAGGGCAUGUCGGAGCAGUAUCAUGAUUGGUAA